Messenger RNA from Coregonus clupeaformis (lake whitefish), 1808 nucleotides. It is a transcript of the gene gpr137, whose product is annotated as G protein-coupled receptor 137. Gene Ontology annotation, biological process: positive regulation of TORC1 signaling. Gene Ontology annotation, cellular component: lysosomal membrane. The record is from RefSeq and is a predicted model, not a curated record. The coding region runs from base 352 to 1524 and encodes 390 amino acids. Lineage: Eukaryota; Metazoa; Chordata; Actinopteri; Salmoniformes; Salmonidae. The transcript is spliced from 8 exons.
CAUGUCUGACAACUCAACUACUAGGAAGUACAUCGAGAUUACAUUUUUGUAAACUUCCCUGUCGGAGCGAUAUUUUAUCUUCGAAUAAGUUGUCUCUCUGCUUCCUCUACCACCAUGCCAAGUGACACGUGCUGAGACAGAGGACCAUGUUAUUCAAACCACGCUAACCGAAGAUGGUGUUUUAAUCGCUCUUUUUAAAAUGGACACACUGAAAUCCUCCAGUGUUUAUUUUGAAUGCUAAUAAAUGUGACGAUGUUGAUCAUUUUGUGAUCAAUAUAUCAUUUUAUAUACAAGGAAUGCACUUUCUUAUUGCCAGAAAGUGAGUGACACGGUAUAUUCCCAUUCACCUCAAUGGAAGCUCCAGUCACACCAACUCCUCUACCCUCCAACUCCACCCUGCCUACACCUUUCCCUCUGCACCCGGCAGUGGCCCCAUCAGUCCAGCUUGGAAUCACCAUCCUCUACACUGCUCUCUACGGAAGUCUCUUCUUGGUCGUCUACGUUCAGCUCUGGCUCCUCCUGCUCUGCCGACACAAGCGCUGGAGCUACCAGAGUGUGUUUCUGUUCCUCUGUCUUCUCUGGGCGGCUCUUCGCACCACUCUGUUCUCCUUCUACUUCCAUAACGCCCUGGAAGCCAACCGCCUGGCCACAGUGUUUUACUGGCUCCUCUACUGCUUCCCUGUCUGUCUGCAGUUCUUCACCCUCAGUCUCAUCAACCUCUACUUCACUCAGGUAUUACUCAAAGUGAGAGAGAAGUACAGCCCUAACACUGAGCCCAGCAAUGGACUAUGUUGGGCGCGGUGCUUAUACGCCACCCUGAGUGGUGUGUUCCUGUGUGUCAACGUGGUGUGUGCUGCGCUUGGCUGGAACGGGGGCAGUGGAGGAGCAGGAGCUAAAACAUGGAGUCUGGUUCUGAUACGAGUACUGGUCAAUGACCUGCUGUUCAUCUUCGAGGCUGUGUGUCUAGCUGCAUUACUGCUCCUCUUAACCCGACGUUCCACAUCCACCAGCCCUUACCUGCACAGUAAGGGAACAACAGUGGGUCGGACUGCACUUCUAGGAGCGGGUGUAAUACUGCUCUUUGCUAGUAGAGCAUGUUACAACCUGGCUGUCCUCAUACUGUCCCAGAAUCACAGAGUGGAGUCCUUUGACUUUGACUGGUACAACAUCUCUGACCAGGCUGACCUGCGUAGUGAACUGGGAGACAGGGGUUACUUGGCGUUCGGGGCAAUUCUCUUCAUAUGGGAGCUGCUUCCCACCAGCCUCCUCAUCCUCAUCUUCAGAAUCCGCCGACCGCCUCAAGAAGUUGGCUGUAAUAUGCCCAUUAACAACAGAGUCCCGCGGCCGUACUUCUUUGAUGACCCAGCAGGGGAAGACGCUGACUCGGGUGUUCCUUGGGUCAACAGCUCACAUCCACACCAAAGCUGGUAUGGAUCCAUCAAGGAGACGACACCUCUUCUCUUCGCCAGUAACCCUCCUGACCAGAACCAACACCACACCUUCUACUCAACGCCACAGAACUAACUGACCCUCUAUCUGAAAUGGCACCAUAUUCUAUUUUAUAGUGCACUACUUUUGACCAAGGACCACAGGGCUCUGGUCAAAAGUAGUGCACUAUAUAGGGUAGAGGAUGCCAUUUUGGACUCGCCCUGAUCCUGUCUGUCCUGCAGUGAAAUGUUGUAGUGCUCUCUCAGGUUGCUAAAGGCGCUGCGUGGUCAAUCCGACGUCUGGAUUGGCCGUGCAGCAUUUACAGUGACAUGGCCUCAGCAGAAGUCAGGGCAUUCAUACUUCUUGCCCUUCGCCGAGCA